UGCAGUUACUCGUUUUCACGGCGCUCAUCUCCGAUUUUGCGCGGCUUUUCCACGCACUCGGCUUUUUUGUUUUUCCGGCACUGCAGCCAUGUCCGGUCGCGGGAAGCAGGGCGGCAAGGCGCGCGCCAAGGCCAAGUCGCGCUCGUCGCGCGCCGGGCUGCAGUUCCCCGUGGGCCGCGUGCACCGGCUGCUGCGCAAGGGCAACUACGCGGAGCGCGUGGGCGCCGGCGCGCCGGUGUACCUGGCGGCCGUGCUGGAGUACCUGACGGCCGAGAUCCUGGAGCUGGCGGGCAACGCGGCCCGCGACAACAAGAAGACGCGCAUCAUCCCCCGCCACCUGCAGCUCGCCAUCCGCAACGACGAGGAGCUCAACAAGCUGCUGGGCAAGGUGACGAUCGCGCAGGGCGGCGUGCUGCCCAACAUCCAGGCCGUGCUGCUGCCCAAGAAGACCGACAGCCACAAGGCUAAAGCCAAGUGAAUCUCAUCUGACUAACAACCCAAAGGCUCUUUUCAGAGCCACCCACAUCUUCCUAGAAAGAGCAGGAACGCUUGAUCCCGGGAAUAUCUGCUAUGUUAAUAUAUCUGGAAACUUGAAAUCUUUGGGGGUGGCGUCUCAAAUGUUAUGUAUCCUCGGUGCUCUGUAGCCUUCUCCCUUUCUUUAUCCUAGAAGUUUCUUAUGUAAGCGUGCGUCAGUUUCCCUUUUUAAAAAACAAUAAAAGGUAGCGGUUGCCACCGAUGAAAUCGGUCACCGCUGUAUGGUCUAAGAAGAGGUGCAGACUCU
Messenger RNA from Motacilla alba alba, 781 nucleotides. RefSeq names its product histone H2A-IV. Gene Ontology annotation, molecular function: protein heterodimerization activity; structural constituent of chromatin; DNA binding. Bases 89 to 478 code for a protein of 129 amino acids. Gene Ontology annotation, cellular component: nucleosome. The record is from RefSeq and is a predicted model, not a curated record. Lineage: Eukaryota; Metazoa; Chordata; Aves; Passeriformes; Motacillidae. The transcript has a single exon.